Messenger RNA from Maniola jurtina (meadow brown), 2612 nucleotides. RefSeq names its product homeobox protein B-H1-like. The coding region runs from base 147 to 983 and encodes 278 amino acids. The transcript is spliced from 4 exons. The record is from RefSeq and is a predicted model, not a curated record. Gene Ontology annotation, molecular function: DNA binding; DNA-binding transcription factor activity, RNA polymerase II-specific. Gene Ontology annotation, biological process: regulation of DNA-templated transcription. Lineage: Eukaryota; Metazoa; Arthropoda; Insecta; Lepidoptera; Nymphalidae.
GUUGCGGUGACGGGCGUGCGGGCGUGGUGCUGACGGUCGGCGCGCUGGGGGCGAGCGAGGUGCAGGUGGCGCUGGGCGGCUGGCGCGCGCGGGCGCUGGAUGCGGCAGGAGCGACGGCGGCGGGCGCGGCCCCCGGCGCCGUGGCGAUGACGGUGCAGCGCGACGAGCGCGACGCGCGCGCGCCGCGCACGCGCUUCAUGAUCACGGACAUCCUCGACGCGGCGCCGCGGGACCUCAGCGCGCAUCGGGAUUCCGACUCUGACAGAUCUGCUACGGACUCGCCAGGUGUAAAAGAUGAUUCGGACGACGUUUCCAACAAGUCCUGCGGCGGCGACGCCUCAGCCCUCUCCAAAAAGCAGAGGAAGGCGAGAACAGCCUUCACGGACCACCAGCUGCAGACCCUGGAGAAGUCCUUCGAGAGACAGAAGUACCUCAGCGUGCAGGACCGCAUGGAACUCGCCGCGAAACUAGGCCUUACGGACACACAAGUCAAGACCUGGUAUCAAAACAGACGGACGAAAUGGAAACGUCAGACAGCGGUAGGCCUGGAGCUGCUCGCUGAGGCGGGCAACUACGCAGCAUUGCAGCGGUUGUACGGCGGGUACUGGGCGGGAGUCCCCGCGUACCCCGCGCAGCCUGCGCCCACAGCUGACCUGUACUACCGGCAGGCUGCCGCUACCGCUGCCGCGGCUGCGUCCGCCUCUGCUAAUACCUUACAGAAACCUUUGCCCUAUCGGUUAUAUCCAGGCGCCCCACUAGCGGGCGUUCCACCUUUAGGCCUGGGGCUGCCCGGGCCAUCAGCACACCUCGGUUCCCUUGGGGCCCCAGCUUUAGGGGCCCUAGGAUACUAUGCACAGGCGAGACGUACGCCUUCACCGGACCUAGACCCGGGUAGCCCCGCGCCGCCCCAUCGAUCCCCUAGAGAACCCUCCAUAGAACGACGCAGCGAUGACGAAGAUGACGAUGAACCCAUACACGUGUAGGGCUGUAAACCCAGUGAUUUGUAAUUUUUAAAAAAAGACUAAAAAAUUUGGCACGUUUGGACCAAAAAAACCUCUGUGGUUGCAAGACUUACAAGUGAAUCACGUACGCGAAGACGUAGUAGUGCGUAACUAAAAGUUAUAGGUACUUUACUGUGAAGUGAAAAGCAGGCAAAUGAGGUUCGAUCACCUUUCGUUGGUUCUGAGGACAGUACUUAUUUAUUUCGUUGCAUAAAGUAUUUGUAAAGACCAUUGCGCAAAGAUUUAGGUACGUGCUGUUAAGAGAAUUGUUUCUAUGAGUGGACAACGCUUAAGUCCGUAAUAAUUAUGUGAUAUUAUAAGUUCGGAUUAAAUUAUAGUAGUAGCAACUAUGUAUAGUAAUAAUAUAAAUGAAUUUGAUGUCGUACAACUAAUAAACUAUAAUAAUGAUUAGAAAACAUAACGCUUUGAAGACUCCAAAAUAACAACAAGCUGGUCUUGAUUAUUACAGUGUCUAUACUAUUUCAAUUAUUUCUCGAUUUCUUUCACCUUGAACUUUCAACCUUUUUAAUGUAUUUUUCUAAACUGAAUUGAAAUAAUCUUGAAUUUCAUAAAGGUCAGUGCACACCAGCCGCAGGUUCUUUAAUGUUUUUUUCCGACUACCUAAUUUCCAUAUAAAAUGACCAAUAGGUACAUAAUUAACAUGCAAUUAUUAAAUACCUAACGUUUGGUAGAUCCUUCAUAAAAGAGCUUUCUGGUAUGUAUUUAGGUACUACAUUGAAAAAACAGAUUGUCCAACUGACUUGAUAAUUUCACCUUUAUAAGUAUUUCAUUUUUAAUUCUAAAACGAAAAUUAUAUAACUAGUAUAUUAUUAUUUGUGAUAAAGUAGGUAAAAAUGCUAAGGAUAUGCUAUACCUACCUACCUACUUAAAGUUUUUUGUUAUAACAGUAUUUUUUUUAUUCAUUGCAAAGGUAGUAAGUACAACAGUACCUAUUAAAAUCUUUCUUUGUAAAUUGAAUAAAAUGGAUGAAAGCAAAAUCCGUUAAGUCGAAAUACCUAAUUAGUUCAGCAGAGCAACAUACCUAAUAGUUAUUUUUUUUGUGUUAAUCUGUUGAUAUGUGAUGAAAUCUGUUAUAAAGUUAGUUUAAGGCUACCAACCAAGUAGUUUCAUGUUUCCUUAUUUAUGAAUAUUUUAAUUCUUAUAACCAUGAAAGUUUUUCUGUGUAGUUGAUUGACUUCAAUCCCACAAUAAGUAAAAUCGCAUGGUGUGUAUUCUUCUUUAUGAAAACCGAAAUAUAAUUUUUUUAUACAUUUUUCCAUACUAAUACAAUCAUAGUAUAAAAGAUAUUGUAAAUAGCAUAGGAGAACAGUAUUAACCUAAAACCUGGUGACAAAAAAAUAUAUUUCAUAAUAAUAUUAUUUCAACCAAUUGAUACAAUGUGCAAAAGAUUGUGUAUAAAUAAAAGUGUAUAAUUAUUUUAUUGUAUGUAUUGUUAGUAUAAAAUACACAAGUAAAUAAACCUAGAUCUAGGUAUGUAAGAUACCUAAAGCUAUAAUAGUUAUAUGGCAAUGUACUUAAGCAAUCUGAAAUGUGGCAUUUUAUGUCCAGAUAGAUUUGUGGUGUUUUGUAAUUAAAAUGUUGUCAAUUAAG